AUGCUCCAAGCCAUCUCCCCCCAACACGAGCGCCCCCUUCCCCCUCUCUCCGACUCCCCCCCCUUCACUGCCUCCUCGCACCUCAACGACAACAAAACGCACCUCCUCCUCUGCGCCUCAGGCUCCGUCGCCACCAUCAAGAUCCCCUGCAUCGCGCAGGCCCUCGCACUGCACGCCGACCUCUCGAUCAUUAUCAUCCUCACGCAGUCCGCGUCGGCCUUCCUCGCCGGCCAGUCGCCCGAGCAGCCGCACUUCUCCUCGCUGCGCCGCAUCCCCAACGUCGACGGCGUGUUCCUCGACGAGCAGGAGUGGAGCGUGCCCUGGCAGCGCGGGAACAGCAUCCUGCACAUCGAGCUGCGCCGGUGGGCGGACGCCAUGGUCAUCGCGCCGCUGAGCGCGAACACGCUGGCGAAGAUCACGGGCGGGUUCGCGGAUAACUUGCUGACGAGUGUGGUCAGGGCGUGGGAUACUACGGGCCUGGUUGCCGGGGAGGGGGAGGGGAUGAUGAUGAAAAAGAAGAAGAAGAAGCGGAUCCUGGUGGCUCCGGCGAUGAAUACGGCGAUGUGGCGGCACCCGGUUACGGGCCGGCAGGUGAGGGUGUUGGAGGAGGAGUGGGGGGUUAAAGGUGAGGAUGGGGAGGACGGGGAGGGCUGGUUUGAGGUGCUGAGGCCGAUGGAGAAGGAGCUUGCUUGUGGCGAUGUGGGGGAUGGGGCUAUGAUGGAUUGGAAGGAUAUUGUCGCGGUCAUCGAGGAGAGGUUGAAGCUUUAG
Drepanopeziza brunnea f. sp. 'multigermtubi' MB_m1 is the source of this 768-nucleotide messenger RNA. RefSeq lists its product as uncharacterized. Gene Ontology annotation, molecular function: FMN binding; phosphopantothenoylcysteine decarboxylase activity. Gene Ontology annotation, cellular component: phosphopantothenoylcysteine decarboxylase complex. The record is from RefSeq and is a predicted model, not a curated record. NCBI's taxonomy places the organism in Eukaryota, Fungi, Ascomycota, Leotiomycetes, Helotiales, Drepanopezizaceae. Gene Ontology annotation, biological process: coenzyme A biosynthetic process.